Molecule: messenger RNA, 1512 nt
Organism: Podarcis muralis (Common wall lizard)
Lineage: Eukaryota; Metazoa; Chordata; Lepidosauria; Squamata; Lacertidae
Source: RefSeq, a predicted model, not a curated record
AUGGGGUCACGAAAAGUCAGACAUGACUAAACGACUAAACAACAUGUGCUGCCUCGGCACAUAUGGUUCCUACAUUUAACAUUUCUGACCCUCCUGUUUACUUAUAGAUCACCUGAUGUUACCUGAAUCCCCUAAAACAUUUUCUUAAUAUUAACCCCUCCGUGUCCCUUUGGAUAGGUGCCACCCCUUUCCUUAUGUAAUGCCAACUGCCAUCCUGGUUAUGAGAAGAAAAAGAAGGAGGGGAAGAAGUUUUGUUGUUAUGAUUGUGAUCCAUGUCCUCGUGGGAUGUUCUCAGAUGAGAAGGGGUUGGAAACCUGUGCCAGAUGUCCUGUGGAUCAAUAUCCAAAUGAAGAGCAGAAUGAGUGCAUUCCCAAGAAACCAAACGUCCUAGGCUUUGGUGAAACUUUGGCCAUGGUUUCAACUUUCUCUGCGCUUUUAUUCUCUCUGAUCACAGCUAUGGUACUUGGCCUUUUCAUUAAGCACCGGGACACUGCCAUCGUCAAAGCCAAUAACAGAAGCCUCACUUACAUUCUCCUCAUCUCCCUCCUCUUGUGUUUCCUGUGCUCCUUGAUGUUCAUUGGAAUGCCUAAUAAGGCAACCUGCCCACUCCGACAAACGGCUUUUGGCAUUGUCUUCUCUGUGGCCCUCUCUAGCAUCUUGGCCAAGACUAUUUCAGUGGUUUUGGCAUUCAUGGCUACCAAGCCAGAUUCCACAAUCAGGAAGUGGGUGGGCAAAAAACUGGCUUACUCCAUUGUCCUUUCCUGCUCUGUGAUUCAAGUAGGAAUCUGUGCCUUCUGGCUGGCAACCUCUGCCCCAUUCCCAGAUGUGGACAUGCACUCAAGCAGUGAAGAAAUUAUAUUCUUAUGUAACGAAGGGUCAGUUCUCAUGUUCUAUGGUGUUUUAGGCUACAUGGGCUUCCUGGCCAUUAUCAGCUUCACUGUGGCCUUCUUAGCCCGGAAGUUGCCGGACAGCUUCAAUGAAGCCAAGUUCAUCACCUUCAGCAUGCUGGUCUUUUGCAGUGUUUGGUUCUCCUUUAUUCCCACAUACUUGAGCACAAAAGGAAAAUACAUGGUGGCUGUGGAGAUCUUCUCUAUCUUGGCUUCCAGUGCUGGGCUGCUGGGUUGCAUCUUUUCCCCUAAAUGCUACAUUAUUGUGGUGAGGCCUGAGCUGAAUAACAGAGAGCAGCUGAUACGGAGAAAAGUGGUUAUGAGAAAGUUCUACCAACACAUCCUCGCCUUGGUGUUUGCUGUUGAUGAGAUCAAUGAGAAUCCCAAGAUCUUGCCCAAUUUCACUCUUGGAUUCCACAUGUAUGAUAGCUAUUUUGAUUCAAGGAUGACCUACCGAAACACUCUGGAUUUGCUCUUUAAUUCACAUCACUUUGUCCCCAACUACAUAUGUGGCAUUCAGAAAAAUGUAGUAGGAGUCAUUGGGGGACUUAAUUCUGACACCUCCUCAUCCAUGGCAGACAUCUUAGGUCUUUACAAGUUUCCACAGGUAGAAUAUGGGUUUUGA